UAGAUUUAAUCAAUGAAUUGUUCCAGCUGUAAUUAUUGUAUUUUUUAUGUGUUUAUGAAACACUUCUCGGCACUUACAAAGCACAACACAAACAACACAUGUAUGCAUUAUGAGUAUCAUUCACAUACUGUUGAUUUCUUCAGGUGUUACAAAUACAAAUUAAAUCUUUUGUUCUAGCAGUUUGCAGUGAUCAUGCAUGCAUGUAUCUUUAAAAAUGCAUACUAGAUUAAGAACUGCGGGACGAAUUCACCGCUGCUUUGAUUUUAAACGGCUACAAUGCACAUGGCAUGAUGUGUGGCAUGAAUCAGGAAGUGGUAAUGAAACAACAAAGCCAGAGAAAGCAGAAGUGUGUCUGGCACAGUGCAGACAGUCAGACAGACACACUGAACGUUCCACUGAGAGACUGGCAUCCGUGAGGUAAGAGCACAACUACAUUUCACAUUUUCCACUGUACAAGAUCCCUAACAGCAAAACAGUGCCAGGUUAAGACUUUUUAAGGGUUGCAGUUAACGACGAACCAAACGUGUGUGUAGCACUUUUGUUUAAAUGUUUAAAUUACAAGCCAGACUUUUAUUGCAAAUACUCUAAAAUGAGAAGAUUUAAGUAACGAAUAAGUGUAAAGGAAUUACAAAAUAUUAAUUAAUUUUAUUGGGAACGACAUUGAACUAAUUGGAAAGGGCCUCAAUCUUGAUCACUUAUAUGAGCCAGCAACAUACAGUGUAUAUAUCUGCCAAAAUUAUUGUCACUUUUAUCAUCUUGGAGGUCAAGUGGAUGUUUUAUUUAUUUAUUUUUUUUCUUCUAGAUGCACGGCCACAGAGUUCAGAGAUAUGAUUUUGGUUUUUCUCUGUACAACCAUUGUGUUAUAACAGCUUGGGGUUUCUUUGUCACGAGCUGACAUUUUCCUCUAGAGACGACUGCAGAGUAACUCCAGGUUCCACAAAAGACCUGAUUCUUUGUAUUAAAAUCUCUAAACUCUCAGAUCCUUAAGGGACUCGUGUGUUUAAUAAAGACAGGUGCACUGGAAAGGUCCAACAGCCAGUGAAAACACAUAGCUAUGUUGCUGCAGGUGCCUAAUCUGAUAGAUCAAGAGUCAAGAUUAAGAUAUUUCUUUUCAAAUCUAAAUUAAAUUAAAAGUCUAAAUAAUUCAUCAAUUUACUUCAACAUAUACCUGAUGUAUUACUUCUAAUUUAAACUUACAAUGAACAUUUAGAGCAUGUGAUUUAAACUAAUACAACAUGUUCUCUUGGUGUUUUUGGCCUUUACAUCAGAAAGCAGAUACAAAAAACUAGUUCUCAGCUAGUGAACUCACACAACUGAGAGGUUUCAAGUGGCUUGAUACAGGAGCAUAUCUGUGUGGGAACAAAGAGUAAUGACAGGAAAGACAAGUUCACUUUGAAAUCCUGACAAAGCUGUUGAAAUUAAAUCAAAUCAAAUCUACAUUCCCUGCAGCAGCGGCAGCGACACCAUGACAAGCAACUGUUCAUUUGAAGAGGUGGACAACCUGAUGAGAUAUCUGGAGCUGGUCAUCUACAUCCCCAUAUUCCCCUUUGGUCUGAUCCUUAAUGUUGUAGCUCUGUUAGUGUUCUGCAUCUUUCUGCAAAAAUGGAUGGAGUCAACUAUCUACAUGACCAGCUUGGCUCUGAUGGACCUGCUCCUCCUCUUCCCUCUUCCCUUCAAAAUGCACGCCACCACUCACCACUGGCCGGCCUACCUCCAACCUCUCUGUUCAGUCUUGGAAAGCCUGUAUUUUGUUGGGAUAUACGGCAGCAUCUACACCAUCAUGUGCAUAGCUGUAGACCGAUGGUUGGCUAUCUGUCACCCGUUCAAAGCCAAGCAACUGCGUUCACCCAAAGCGGCUCUGGGGACCUGCAUGGGGGUCUGGGUGCUGGUGCUGGUUGUGAUCACUCCAAUCAUCUAUCGCUUCAGGCAGGCCGGGGAGACGGACUUCCACUGCUUCCACAGGUUUUCAGAGAAUGGCUGGAGUCCUCAAGUGAUCAUAUGUCUGCAGUUGUUUGGGUUCCUGGUGCCUGCGCUGGUGGUGGUUUACUGUUCGGUCCAGACCAUCUGGGUGCUUCAGCAGUCCGGCAAGCGUAGCCCCAGGAGCCGAGCCUGCGUGAAGAUCAUCUACAGCAGUCUGAGUGCCUUCCUGGUGCCUUUCACCCCCAGCCACCUGGGCAUCCUCCUGCAGUUCCUGGUGCACCAAGGAGUGAUUCAGGACUGCGGCAACAAGACCAGGAUCAGCCUGUUCAUACAGAUAGCCAUGUGCCUGUCCAACAUCACCUGCUGUCUGGACGCCCUGUGCUACUACUUCAUCGCUCAUGAGGUGAGGAGCACCAAAAGCACCUUCAGGCUGUCAAUGAUCAGCCAAAGAAGAGCCACCUUCAGCUCUUCAGAGGUCUAAACACAGGACAAAGACAAUUCAAGUAAAAACAUAAUUUGUCCUCAGAGCACUGCUGGUAGUGAAUACAAGCGCUGGCUUCUUGAGUUUUAGCUAGGCAGCGAAACUGAAAAAGGGCCAGUGUUGUUUCCAGUAGGUGAUUUAGGCAAAUGUGGCAAGCACUAAGAGCAAGGUGUGGAAAUGAAGCAGGUUAGAGUGCAAUCUCAAUUAACCACAGUGCUGAGAGUAAAGCUACAGUGUUGUAUAGGGAGAAGAUCUGACGAGCAGUGAUAUAUGAUUUGGUCCAGUGACAGGAAGCCGGUAGGCACCUCUGUAACCUCAAAGAGCUAAACCAAACGUUGCAAAAACAAUGUGACUUAUUUCUAAAAUGAUUUAAGGAAGAGCUUGUGAGAUGGCUCAAAGCACACUCGGGUCACCUAGUCGUGCACACUGACAAUGAGUGAGAAACUGAUGCGGUGUACGAUUCAUUUUAAAACAGUAAAACUGGGCACCAGCAGCUCAUUGCAGAGUUUUGUAAUCUGUGCUCAAGAAGUCGAGUCUGUUCUGAAGCCGUCAUUAAAGACAACACCAACCAUCUGAGAUCAGGGCCGAUACAUUUCAGACCAAUAUGGCUCAAUAAAUACAAUUAGUAAAUUGUGAAACUUCUUAUAAGACACAACUAAUUAUGAUAAUAAUCAUAGGAUUAUUUAUAAAGCAUCUCACAUAUAUAAAAUGCAGAUUUAUAUAAAAAGUCAAAUUAAAAUGUUCAUUUAAACAUUCAUAAUAUACAUAUUUCCAUAUUUACGUAUCUAGUACAUGAAUAAAUCACGAUCUGUAAAUCUCACAAAGACACCAACCAAUUGUGAUCUUGAAACACAUGAAUGUAAUUAAUUAGCAUUCAUUAAUAAUUAUUUAGAAUUACUAUCUUAAUAACAGGUUUUUAUAAACUUUAAAUGACAAAACGUUUCAUUACUGUCUUAAUUGCUGAUGUUUUCUUAGUUUGGUUCUUUGGCACAUUGUGACUGAAGAAAUAUUACUUACUUCUAAUACAAGUAAGUAUAUCUAUCAUUGAUUAAUAAGUUACUGUAAAUAUAGCAUCAGAAAUAUAUGUAACAAAUAAAUUCUGGGUAUUCUCACAUUUUUGAGAAUUUGAUGCUGAGACAUUAAUUAAAAUUACAUUUCUGUAUCCAUCCUGUAAAUUAAUAUGUAAAUAAAGCCUAAGGCUGAGUGGCAAAGAUUUUCUACUUGUAUAGAUUUAAAAUUGAUCUCUGACUUUAUUAAUGCAAUCUCAAAUAAUGUUCAGGGGAUUAUAACACAUUUCUUAUGAUUGUCCUAAUAUGACAAAGGAGGCAAGUUCGGCUGAAAGUUUUAUGAAUGCAAACCGACUGACUGUUUUUUUCUAAAUGUAUUCUUACUUAUCAACUUCCUUAGACUCACCACAUUGCAUAAAUAUGGUCAUGACAUAUGUAAAUAUAAUUUUAUAUGUACUUUUUAUUUGAAUUGUUUAUUUUUUGUAGCUUCAAACAUGUGCAAUAAUAUUAUUAAAGUUGUUAAAAGCCAACUGUUAAUGGCAGUCAGCCUGACCUCUGUACUACAAGACUGUUAAGGAGACUAUUUUGAUAUUCGUUUGUUUACAAGAGGACAUAGGAGUUAUGUGAAUGCAGUUAAAGCUAAACCCAAAUGGAAAGUUGUACAUGUAGUACAUGAAGCCGCUCUCUGUCUUAUUUUGCUCAUGUUGAACAGAGUCAACUCGUGGUAACAGUGGAAAGUGUUCAUAAGUCUACACAUCACCCGAUUAUAUUAUUGCUGUUUUUAUUGUACAAAAUAAUCAGUGUAAAGCUCUCUUCUGAAACCAGAAACAAGUCAUAAAACUGUUGUGUUUUGGUUUACUUGCAUUACUUGUGUCUUGUUACUUUCAUUUUGCACUAUCCUCCUCUUUGUUAAGUUUCAAUGUUAUUUGUUUGGGCUUAAUUCCGUUUAGUUUCUGUUUGUUUUUAUUUCUGUUUCUGUCAUUUUUCUCAAGUGAAAUUUGUUUUUGUGAAACCAUGGAGCAUCUUCAUCUGGUCUUUUUCUGUUCUUUUGUGCAACUGGUCUGUAAAAUAAAGAAAGCCCAGACAAAAACAUAAUGAUGUAAAAUGACUAUUUAUCAGAGCAAAGCCCUCUACAAAAGGAUAGUGUAGAUUUUGUUGACUCACAGAAGGUGUUUGUAUUUUUAUAGCAUAAGUUUUAUUUCUAUGGCUGAUGUCUGUUCUGAAACUUAAAGCUCACAUUUAUGUUAGACAUGACACAUGGAUCAAUUUGGCCUUUGAAGAAAAUUGCAGAAAUAAUUCAUUUACUCAACGUUUCUCAACAACUGGCAAGACAUCAAUUUCGAAACCAAAAUUUUCCUCUUCCAUUUUUCAAGUACAGCUAACCACAAGAGAUUUAUCUUGUGAUGUGCGUUACAUUCACCACAAUGAAGCUGCAGUUUAAUGUUCUGUACAAACAAUCAUCCACACAUCCUAAGCAACACAUUAAAAUACGGGUAGCAUGUCCCACAGAAACAGAACUGAUCAGGGCUGUGCCAAUGUCCCAGUUACAUUAUGUCUUUACUUCACAAAGGAAAAAUACAGUCUUUGUUCUCCUUAACAAUUUUUACAUGUCAGAACAUUGUUAGCACAAUCUCCAAUUAUUCCAACCCAUAAUUUGCAGAUUGAUAAUGUGUAUGUGUUACUGAAACUGAUACUGAUGAACAUUCAAAAGACAAAAAGAAAGUUUGAUCAUUUAUUCUUAAAGCAGCAAGAUAUUGCAAGAAAAAUCGACUGUACAGCAAAAUAAGGUAUCCAAGACGAUGAAAUAUGAGCACAUAUCACGGGUCUCUCUCAACAGAGACUUAUUUGAUCCAGGUUGCACAUUAGAAAGACACCCCAAAGUUGGGACAAAUCAACAUUGUAGAGAUUAUAAUGCCAAGAUAGGAAGGACUGGGAACUGGCAAGAGCUAAAGACAACAGGCAAAUCCAAGAGGAGGAAGAGCAAGACAAAAAUCAUUUUGUUUUAGCCUUUGAUAUCAUCUACAGUAAAAAGCAUUCUUUCUAAAUAUUUUAUAAAUCCUUAACAAUAAGCAUAGCAUCGCUGACUGCAGACUUUGGUUCCUUCUGUCCCUCUAAAGCACUGCUACUAAUUACAGUCUAAAGCUAUUAUAUCCAAGGAGUAGGAAAGUGUGAUACCAAAGGAAAUGAUUGUUCACAAAACAAGUCGAUUUCAGAUAAAAAUCUAUGCAUGUAACAAUAUGUUCAAAAUCAUUUUACAUUAUAUAUUGCUUAGGAACAAUCAAAGUUAUAUACACCAUUCAUUAAUGAUAUAAA
Molecule: messenger RNA, 5721 nt
Organism: Siniperca chuatsi (mandarin fish)
Lineage: Eukaryota; Metazoa; Chordata; Actinopteri; Centrarchiformes; Sinipercidae
Product: G-protein coupled receptor 55
Exons: 2
Coding region: 1466-2401 (311 amino acids)
Biological process (GO): positive regulation of Rho protein signal transduction; phospholipase C-activating G protein-coupled receptor signaling pathway
Cellular component (GO): membrane
Molecular function (GO): G protein-coupled receptor activity
Source: RefSeq, a predicted model, not a curated record